Eleginops maclovinus (Patagonian blennie) is the source of this 1272-nucleotide messenger RNA. It is a transcript of the gene rprml, whose product is annotated as reprimo-like. Bases 378 to 713 code for a protein of 111 amino acids. NCBI's taxonomy places the organism in Eukaryota, Metazoa, Chordata, Actinopteri, Perciformes, Eleginopidae. The record is from RefSeq and is a predicted model, not a curated record. The transcript has a single exon.
ACAAAAGAAGCGCUCGCAGGCGAACACAGACGCGAGAGGACUAUCUCCUAUUACAACGGAAGAAGCAGCGUCUGAGAACUGUCCAAGUCACUUCAAUUCAGAAAAACGUAGACUUGAGUUUUAGAAACUUACUUUUGACUGCACCUGAUGCGACGCCGUUUGACUGCAGCAACGGCCCUGGUGAUGUGGUCAUUACGCACUGAAGCUGUGGCAAAACUCGGUGUUUGUUUGUAGAGCUAAACUUUAAAGCCUAUUAUCUUUGCAUCUCUUAUUUCUGCCUAAAGAAUUUACAUGAGGCAAAUUUCCACUUGGAGUCCAAGUUUUGGGGUUAGACUUGUGAAGUCGAGUGCCUAUUUGCUGAUAACACGCAAGGGAACAUGAACGUCUCCUUCUUCGACGUGACCCAGAGUGCGCUGUUCAACGGGAGUCAGACCCUAGCCGGGACUCUGGCGACAUACUCCGGCAACAGCACCGACAACGUGGUGACCGGCGAUGGCGGAGGGUCUCUGGUGCUGUUGCAAGACGAGCGCAAACUCUUCGUCAUGCGCGUGGUGCAAAUCGCAGUGCUCUGCGUUUUGUCGCUCACCGUAGUGUUUGGUAUUUUUUUCCUCGGAUGCAACCUGAUGAUCAAAUCGGAGAGCAUGAUUAACUUCCUGGUGAAGGACCGGAGACCCUCCAAAGACGUGGAGACGGUCAUGAUCGGGCUCAGCUAGAGCAUGGAGUACAAGGACUGUGGAGAACUGGAGCUGAGCGGAGAUCUGGUAUGAGAGUAUGGUGCGGGUCUCCUACCGCAGGUCAAAGUCUGCUCCUGUGUAUACUUCUCGAAGAAGCUCUCUCUGUGUCUUACUGUGGAAAGAUAUGCAAAACUUCACAUUUCUAUCCGAAAAACGACUACAGUAAAGUAGUCUAGCGACUAAUUUCCGUGCGUAAAGUGUGUGCGUAAAACACGGGGAAUUGUUUACAAGUAUGCUGAUCUGUUGAAUCUUUUUAGUAAAUGUAAUGUUGCCAACUUAACAAAGUGAUGAAGAUGUUUACAAGCUGUUACCUCAUUUUUUGGGUUUGGUAAGUUUUCUUUGGUAAAUUUGAAAUGAUUGUUACUGAAUGUUUAGUUCAACAAGCAUGAGUGGGAAUUCUUAUACUUCCUCGUCUGGCAGUGUACUACGUGGACGUUAUGAACAUGAUGUGGGUAUUCUCUAUAAAAAGUAUUUUCAUUGGUCUCGUUUGGUAAAAACACUCUGAAAUCUUGCACGUUUUACAAAAAAAAAGAAAGAA